Molecule: messenger RNA, 1932 nt
Organism: Eruca vesicaria subsp. sativa (arugula)
Lineage: Eukaryota; Viridiplantae; Streptophyta; Magnoliopsida; Brassicales; Brassicaceae
Source: the annotation of a GenBank genome assembly
AUGGAGUUUCCAUGGCUCUCUUUCCUCUCUCUCACCACACUCACUCUCUUCCUACUCCUCUCAUUCUCCUCAACUGCUGAAUCUUUCAAACGAUGCCCUAACUGUGGCUCGACCCGAGUUCCAUACCCACUAAGCACAGGACCCGACUGUGGCGACCCGGACUACAAGAUCCGUUGUGACAACCGUGGUUCACUAUGGUUUGAUACUCUCAACGGAUCAACCAAUCCGAUCAAAACCAUUGACCCAUCAGGCCAACGGUUUAUCCUCACACCACCCGGGUUCGAACCCAACACAUGUGUAUCACUCGAUAUCAAGAGCCACGGUAUUCAGCUAGACACAAACCUUCCUUUCAAUGUAAGUAGUAGUAACACGGUUAUAAUCAUGAACUGUACAAAAGAUGGUCUAGAUGCAUACACUUCUCAAGGUUUCAACUGUUCGGAUAAUAGCUUGUGCCACAAGUUUCUACAAGCUAGUCCUCAAGGUCGAAGUAAUUGCCCUGGCGUGUCAUCGUGUUGCUGGUAUAAGACCGGUGCAUCGGUUAAUACUUAUAAAGUUUAUAGGGCUAGGAUAGAUAUGUGUUCAGCGUAUCAGAGUUAUAUGAACUUGGAUCUGACCAUGCCGGUUAGCAAAUGGGGCGAACCGGCCGUGGAGAUACUAUGGGAAACUCCGAGAGAACCGGUUUGUAAGUUACCGGGAGAUUGUACGGAUUUGGUUAAUUCGGUUUGUUCGGUUGAUUCCAAGAGUUUAGGACAGAAGAGAUGUUUCUGCAAGAAAGGGUUUCAAUGGGACUCGGUCAACGCAGUAUGUGAAGUUAAGAGAUCAUGCUCCAAGGGAAAGAAAUGCAAGCGACGGAGUAAUUUACCUUUAAUCGGAGGUUUGGCGGGAGGUGUGGGGGCGAUUUUAAUCGCCGGAGGCAUAAUGAAGAUGAUCAUCUCGAAGCAUAACCGGAUCGUCGCCGGAAGCCAAUCAUGGGCAAGCUUAAAGAAACUCCACCGUCACCUCUUGAGCACCAACAGCGCCGGACUCGACAGGAUCUUCUCCGGCAAAGAAAUCAUCAAAGCAACCAACAACUUCUCCAAAUUAAACCUCCUCGGCUUCGGCGGCUUCGGAGAGGUUUUCAAAGGAGACCUCGACGACGGGAAAACAGUCGCCGUGAAACGAGCCAAGCUAGGGAACGAGAAGAGCAUAUACCAGAUCGUCAACGAGGUUCAGAUACUAUGUCAAGUAAGCCACACGAAUCUCGUGAAGCUGCUCGGAUGCUGCAUCGAUUUGGAUAUGCCGAUUCUCGUUUACGAGUACGUUCCUAACGGAACGUUGCACGAACAUAUCUACUGUAACGGUAACGGUUAUGAACCGUUACCGUGGAUGCGUCGUCUGGUGAUUGCUCACCAGACGGCGCAGGGACUUGCUUACCUCCACUCAUCGGCGUCGCCGCCGAUUUACCAUAGAGAUGUUAAGCUUAGUAACAUUCUCCUCGACGAGAAUCUCGACGUUAAGGUCGCCGACUUCGGGUUAUCGAGACUAGGAGUGAGCGAUGUGAGCCACGUGACGACGUGUGCGCAAGGGACGUUAGGGUAUUUGGAUCCGGAGUAUUAUCUUAACUUCCAGUUGACGGAUAAGAGUGAUGUGUAUAGCUUUGGAGUGGUGUUGUUCGAGCUGCUGACGUGUAAGAAGGCGAUUGAUUUUAAUAGGGACGAGGAGGAUGUGAAUCUUGUGGUGUUUUUGAGGAAGGCGUUGAGGGAAGGGAGGUUGGCGGAGAUGAUUGAUCCGGUGAUAUGGAAAGACGCGACGGAGGUGGAGAUGGAGAGUAUGAAGGAGUUGGGUGUUCUUGCGGAGAGGUGUGUGAAGGAGACGAGGCAGAGUAGGCCGACGAUGAAAGCUGCUGCGAAGGAGAUUGAAGGCAUUUUACAUGGACUUGCUUCUGCACCGUGA